Messenger RNA from Doryrhamphus excisus (bluestripe pipefish), 1873 nucleotides. RefSeq names its product forkhead box C1a (gene foxc1a). The record is from RefSeq and is a predicted model, not a curated record. Gene Ontology annotation, biological process: cell differentiation; anatomical structure morphogenesis; regulation of transcription by RNA polymerase II. Gene Ontology annotation, molecular function: RNA polymerase II cis-regulatory region sequence-specific DNA binding; DNA-binding transcription factor activity, RNA polymerase II-specific. NCBI's taxonomy places the organism in Eukaryota, Metazoa, Chordata, Actinopteri, Syngnathiformes, Syngnathidae.
AUGCAGGCGCGCUACUCCGUCUCCAGCCCCAACUCCCUGGGCGUCGUGCCUUACAUCAGCAGCGACCCCGGCUACUACCGGGCCGCCGCCGGUGGGGGAUACACCGGCAUGCCAGCACCCAUGAACAUGUACACCCACGCCGCUCACGACCAGUACCCAGCCAGCAUGGCCCGGGCGUAUGGACCGUACACACCUCAGCCUCAGCCGAAGGAUAUGGUGAAACCUCCGUAUAGUUACAUUGCUCUAAUCACCAUGGCGAUCCAGAACUCACCUGACAAAAAGGUGACCCUGAACGGGAUUUAUCAGUUCAUCAUGGAGAGGUUUCCGUUCUACCGAGACAACAAGCAAGGCUGGCAGAACAGCAUCAGACACAACUUGUCUCUCAACGAGUGUUUUGUCAAAGUGCCCCGCGAUGACAAGAAACCCGGCAAGGGCAGCUACUGGACCCUGGACCCGGACUCGUACAACAUGUUCGAAAACGGCAGCUUCCUGAGGAGGAGACGGCGCUUCAAGAAGAAGGACGUGCUCAAGGAGAAGGAGGAGCGGCUCCAGAAGGACCUGCCGCCUAGGCAGCAGUCCCGGGACCAGGAGCAGUCCGCGCAGGCCGGAACACAGCCUGUGAGGAUCCAGGAUAUUAAGACCGAGAACGGUGCCGUGACACCCCCGCAGGCCAACUCUCCCUCCUUGAGCGCAGUGCCCAAAAUCGAGAGCCCGGACAGCAGCAGCAGCAUGUCCAGCGGGAGCCCCCACAGCAUCCCCUCGAACAGAUCCAUGGGCAUGGAGGGGUCCGAGCACCACCAGCACCACGGCCAGGCCUCCACGCAGGGCUUCAGCGUGGACAAUAUCAUGACCUCCCUCCGGGGGUCCCCUCAGGGGAGUACUGAGCUGCCCCCCAGCCUCGGUGCCCCCACAAGGACAGGUAUCGCCCCGUCAUUGUCUUUAAGCUACUCCCCGAAUCAGACAUCCGUGUAUAGCUCCCCUUGUAACCAAAACUCCAUCUCCACUACCUCCAACGCCACCUACCAUUGCAACAUGCAAGCCAUGAGCUUAUAUGCCGGGGACCGAGCCAGCAGCCACCUGGUCCCCCCGAGCACCACCGUGGACGAGACCCUGCCAGACUACUCGGUCACCACCACCUCGUCCUCCCUGAGCCACGGCAGCCUCAACUCCGGCCAGGAUGGCCACCAUGCCCACCAGGGGAGGCUGACCUCUUGGUACCUCAACCAGGCCGGAGACCUGGGCCAUCUCGGCGCGGCUUACCCGACGCAGCAGCAAAACUUCCACUCGGUGCGAGAGAUGUUCGAAUCCCAGAGAAUUGGCUUGAAUAAUUCACCGGUGAACGGGAAUAACAGCUGCCAGAUGUCAUUCCCACCCAGCCAGUCCAUCUAUCGCACUUCGGGAGCUUUUGUGUAUGACUGCAGCAAGUUCUGAUCCAAAAAGCAGCCUCCGCAUUUACUGUAUGUGAACACUAUGAUCCCGUUCUAGCAGCAAAACAUGGACUAAUAUGAGACACAAAGCAACAAAAAAAAAGACUUGAUCUCGGUAUUUCUUAACAACAGUGUUACCACAAAUAACACGUAAGUCUCUCUUUCUUUUUAUUUGCUCUCGUGGCUUUAUACACUAUAUUAAACAUGCAUAUAGUAAUUUAUUUCCAAACUGUAGCCGGAUUAUUAUGGACCAAACACCAAGAAAAAAAACAGUGCUUCUAAACUGAAUGACCAUAAAAUUGUUCCAUUAUAAAAGUGACUGAAGGAACGUGUAUAUCGCCCUACUAUCUGAAAGAUUCUUCACAUGUUCAUAAGUAUUUUUUGUUUGUUUGUUUUUUUUUGCAAGGAUUUGCUUUGUUUGUUUAAUAAAUUGUCAUUUUAUGUGA